Amoebophrya sp. A120 is the source of this 2005-nucleotide messenger RNA. Lineage: Eukaryota; Dinophyceae; Syndiniales; Amoebophryaceae. The record is from the annotation of a GenBank genome assembly.
CUUCUCAAGUCGGUCCGACGUCCAGUCGUGCUCCCUACAUCACCCUGUCGAAUGGCUUGAUUUGUUGAUGUUGUUCAAGACAGCUGCUCGAAGUGCGGCCCAAUUUGCAAACUUCGGUCUGGCGCGUCAGCUAUGUCGGGUUUAAUAAAUUUUGAAACUAGAAGUAGUAAGUAAGUAGGGCUGAUGAAGUCGGUGAAAAAUUAAAAUUGAUGACUGCCUCUCAGCACUGUCGGCCAUCUGAUAAUCAGUCCGUCGACUUUCGGUUGUCGUGUAAUAGAAUCUUGCAAAGCUGGUGCCUGUCGAGCAGAAGCGCUGCUACGGCUUGUCACCUCAUUGUAGUUGGACAAUAAAAAUACUUGCAAGGCAACUAGAAGCACACAGGUCGCGUGUGCGAAAAACAGGAGGAACCCAACGAACCCCCGCGCUCAGCAUCGCCACACAAGCAUAACAAACUCAGACUUCGUUGCAGUAGAGAAAAUAUAAAAGCAAAAAUCCUCGCGCUCCAACGCAAGGGCAAGAAUUCGAGCACAAAAAAAAACCGCGCUCCUUGCCAAUGAAGACCAAAAAAAUGCUCACCACGGCCGCGACCUUCCUGGUUCUUGGCGGCGAAAAAUACUACGGGGGUUAUAUUUCCCCGCUGGGAGAAGUGGCGGGAGUGAUGGUGUCCACCCUGGUGCACAAGACGAAGAUGCAAGAGGUGGAUGGUGAUAAAGAUCAAGAUGCUGCGAAGAACAAGGAGAAGCUGAAGCCCAUUACUCCUGAAGAUGAGCCGAUCGACCCUCGCGGUUCGACCCACAUUUCUCAGCCUGAUCUGCCCGCUUCUCCGGUCGAGCCGAUCCCGGGUCCGCUGGCCAGUUCUGUGCCUGAGUCUGUGAAGGUAGAGAACUGCGGCGACUUGGAUGAAACGCUGUCGCUUUUUCGAGCACAAUUGGCGACAAUGUCGGGGAAGGUUCUUUCAUCAUAUCGCGAGAUCGGGAAGAAGGCGCACGACUGCGAGCGCGCAGUUGACAAUCAGGGGAAGCAAUGCGACGUGUGGACGUACAAGAUGUUCCCUCCCGGCCGCAUUCUGCGCUGCCGCAAAGCAGGGGAUCACACGGGCAUGGAGCCGGGUGCGAUCAAGGUCCCGGCGUCGUGCUGGGACGUGCAUUUUUUUUGGGGGAAGUCGAAUUGGUUUCUUCAUUCUACCUGCAGGUCCGGAAUUCCAUGAGUCUGGCCGAGCACAUCAAAUAUGAGUGGUGCGGCACAUAAAUAAAAUUGCCGGGGACGUCUCGUCUCAAAGAUGUUGAAAAGCUGAGAGGAAGCGCAGAGUGACUCCGAGCCCGAUCAUGGUGCUUAGAGUCCGAGCCGUCUGGAAAGGAGCAUCAGAAGGAUCCUAUUCUGCUAGGAGCAUAAGAAGGAGCAUACUCACCUACUACUUUUGUUCUACUUUUACCUACAUCUGCCUUGCUACGCAUGUUCUUGACACCAUGACUAUAGAUUGGGUAGAACUUCUUUAAUCAAGUAGAAAAAGGAAAAACGCAACCAAGUUAUCUUUUUGCACACCUAUCAAGACGCAACAGCCUCAUCUUGGCUGCGCCAGUAGUAGCUAUUUAUUUCUAGAGCUUCGUCUGAGGAAUUGUCGUCAUACUACGUCGCACUGUCAGUAAACACAUUAUAUAAUUUUUGAAGUUUGGCAUCAGGUUCGCAAGCGCGGCGGAACUAUUUUGAAGCUUUGUGAACGUAAUGACUUGCAACCAAAAUUUUGAACUCUCGCGAUUCUCUUGCCGUUCUCGCCAGCGAGUGGGUUUGAGUUAAAUACUUGCUACAACCGACUGAAUUUAUUGCAACCUAGAUGGAAUAAAUAAUCCACCGGAGCCGGACUUUCAUCGCGACAGCAUGUACUUAUUGCUUAUAGCGUGAAGAUCUUCUAGCUGCAUGGCAGAAGUUUCGUCGAGCAUAAUAUGCCGACAAUCGCCUCCGAUGACGGAAGGAUGAAGGAGGUCGUCGUGUUCCUCGUACAUUUUCU